Messenger RNA from Struthio camelus australis, 1833 nucleotides. Its product is annotated as G protein-activated inward rectifier potassium channel 4-like. The record is from RefSeq and is a predicted model, not a curated record. Gene Ontology annotation, biological process: potassium ion import across plasma membrane; regulation of monoatomic ion transmembrane transport. Gene Ontology annotation, cellular component: plasma membrane. Lineage: Eukaryota; Metazoa; Chordata; Aves; Struthioniformes; Struthionidae. Gene Ontology annotation, molecular function: inward rectifier potassium channel activity.
AUGGUGCUUCCCGUCACCGGCAGCAACAUGGAGCUGCAGCAGGACGACAGCCUCUGCAUGCACAACAACAUGGGCAGCUGGCGGAUGAAGCACGAGGAGCCUCGAGGUCGGAGGAACUCUAUUCCCCCCGUGCAGACUCCCACAGCCAAGCACAUGCUGGCCUACCUACCUCGGCCACCGACAGACACCAGCAGAUACGGCACCUUCCCUCAGAAGCCUGAAAUCCCAGCCUUUUCUGUGGUUCUAGUGGAAGACAGCCGACAGCAAGCAGGCUCCGAACCUGCAAAGAGAAGUGCCCUCGUAUCAAACUACCUUCCCCUGCCCUGCAGCACCAACACCCCCAACAACCAGUUGCUCCUUCAGAGCCGGGUGAGCGUAACGGACCCCGAGGCCCUCCUGCCCACCAAGCACCGGCCCAGUGUCUUCAUCAACACUGAAGAACUGCCCACGUACCAUCGAGCAUCGUGCCACGACCCCCCUCCUCCACCGCGGGACAUCAACACCCGGUGGUACCCACAACACGCGCUCAGCGUGCCAAACAUCCCCAGCUCGGCACGGAGCAAAACACUGACCCGGAGCAUCGUCUCCAUCCCCACUGCAGAGAAGUUGCACAACCGGCGCUGCAAACUCAUCGAUGAUGACCGGCAGUUCAGUCUAGCAAGCAAGCAGCAACGCCAGCGUUACGUGACCAAAAUGGGCAAGUGUCAGGUGAACCUGGGCAACAUCCAGGAGAAAAAGAGGUUCUUGUCUGAUAUUUUCACCACCCUCGUGGACCUCAAGUACCGCUGGUUCCUCUUUGUUUUCAUGAUGUGCUAUAUUGCUACCUGGGUUGUCUUUGGUGUCAUUUAUUUCUUUGAUGCUUGGAUAAGGGGUGACGUCAGCCACAUCGGCGAUCCGGAGUGGAAAGCAUGUAUCGAGAACGUGGACAAUUUCAUAUCUGCCUUACUCUUCUCUGUGGAAAGUCAGAGGACCAUUGGCUAUGGCUCCAGGAUCGUGACAGCCAACUGCCCUGAGGGUGUCAUUUUGCUCAUGGUGCAGUCCAUCAUUGGGUCCAUGAUCGAUGCCCUUAUGGUGGGAUGCAUGUUUGUCAAGAUCUCCAGGCCCAAGAAACGUGCGCAGACCUUAAUCUUCAGCAAAAACUGUGUCAUCUCCCACCGGGACGAGAAACUCUGCCUGAUGUUCCGUAUUGGGGACCUCCGGGAUAGCCACAUGGUAGAUGCAAAAAUAAGAGCUAAAUUGAUCAAAUCCAGACAGACCAAAGAAGGGGAGUUCAUCCCCUUAGAGCAGUCAGAGCUGAACCUGGGCUAUGACACAGGAGAGGACAGACUGUUCCUGGUUGAGCCCCAAAUCAUCUGCCACGUGAUCAAUCAGCACAGCCCCUUCUGGGAAAUGUCGGCAGAGUCACUGAAAAGGGAGCAGUUUGAAAUCAUCAUAAUCCUUGAGGGCAUUGUGGAAGCCACAGGGAUGACGUGUCAAGCCCGCACCUCUUACACUGAAGACGAGAUCCUUUGGGGAUACCGUUUUGAACCCUGCAUGUCCCUGGAGAAAGGAGCCUUCCAGGUAGACUAUAGCAGAUUUGAAAUGACAUUUGAGGUGCAGACACCAGUGGUGAGUGCAAAAGAGAUGCAUGAAAUGAAAGAGUUGGAGUGCCAGGACCACUCCACGCUGAGCUUGUACUGGGACCAUCUGCUGCACCCCUGUGUUUCAGCGGAGCUGAACGAUAACCUGCAAGGCGCCGGGCCCGGUGAGGAAGCUCUAGGCCGACUGAGCAUCCGCAGCAUCAUGGAGGAGGAAAGGAGCACCCAAUUCCAGAACCAGGGUGCUGCUGUCUGA